AUGCCCGCUGUCGAGCCAGACAAUCCGGUACCUGAUGCCCCGGAGCUCACUGUCGUGCCUGUUGACUCGGAGCCCACUGCCUUGCCAGAUGACGCAGUGCCCGCUGUCGAGCCAAAUGACCUGAUGCCUGGUGACCCAGUGCCCGCUGUCCAGUCAGACGAUCCAAUGUCUGACCCAGUGCCCGCGGUCAUACCAGUUGACUCGGAGCCCACUGCCUUGCCAGAUGACGCGGUGCCCGCUGACAAGCCAAAUGACCUGAUGCCUGGUGACCCAGUGCCCGCUGUCCAGUCAGACGAUCCAAUGUCUGACCCAGUGCCCGCGGUCAUACCAGUUGACUCAGAGCCCACUGCCUUGCCAGAUGACGCGGUGCCCGCUGUCGAGCCAAAUGAUCUGAUGCCUGACGAUCCAAUGUCUGACCCAGUGCCCGCGGUCAUACCAGUUGACUCGGAGCCCACUGCCUUGCCAGAUGACGCGGUGCCCGCUGUCGAGCCAAAUGACCUGAUGCCUGCGGUCAUCCCAGUUGACUCGGAGCCCACUGUUGUGCCUGGUGACUCGGUGCCCGCCGCCCCGCCUGGGGGCCCGAGACCUGUCGUUCCGCCUGAGGGCCCGAGACCUGUCGCUCCACCUGGGGGUCCGGCGCCCGCCGCUCCGCCUGAGGGCCCGAGACCUGUCGCUCCAUCUGGGGGUCCGGCGCCCGCC
Messenger RNA from Staurois parvus, 699 nucleotides. The record is from the annotation of a GenBank genome assembly. NCBI's taxonomy places the organism in Eukaryota, Metazoa, Chordata, Amphibia, Anura, Ranidae.